AUCAGAACAGACGGGAGGGGGAAGAGAGAGGGGAAAAAGAAACUGGCUGAGCUACCCUUUGUUUCUCGAUUUGCCAAAUAGAACGGGGAAGAGACCGGCGCAAUAUCACACACUCAGCAUUCUGAAAACAGAUCGUAAGAACAGUGCUUUUUUUUUUUUUUUACCUCUCUGGCCCCUCCUGGCUGUGCUGAGAGAUGUCCACUUCUGACCCACCCAUGGGUGGGACCCCUCGGCCAGUCCCUUCCCCAGGCCCUGGGCCGUCUCCUGGGGCCAUGUUAGGGCCUAGUCCUGGACCUUCACCUGGCUCUGCCCAUGGCAUGAUGGGCCCCAGCCCCGGGCCCCCCUCCUCAGGACAUCCACUACCUCCUCAGGGGCCCUCAGGCUACCCACAGGACAACAUGCAUCAGAUGCACAAGCCCAUGGAAGGCAUGCAUGAGAAAGGCAUGCCUGAUGAUCAACGUUACAAUCAAAUGAAGGGCAUGGGCAUGAGACAGGGUGGGCACGCAGGCAUGGGACCACCACCUAGCCCAAUGGACCAACACUCUCAAGGUUACCCAUCACCUCUUGGCAGUUCUGAGUAUGCCCCCAGCCCGGUACCUUCUAAUGGGCCUCCUUCUGGCCCUAUGAUGCCUUCUGGCCCUGGUGCAGUAACCAUGGAGGGUGGAGACCCCCAGGCCAUGGGUCAGCAGAACCGAAGUGUCGUAUCGGGUGCAGGACCCAGCGGAGGACCUCCAAAUGCAGGUGGACCUGCUGGCCCUGGGGGACCCACGCCUUUCAACCAAAACCAGCUACACCAGCUGCGGGCACAGAUCAUGGCAUAUAAGAUGCUGGCACGUGGACAGCCCCUACCUGACCACCUGCAGAUAGCAGUACAGGGAAAGAGGCCGAUGCCAGGCAUGCAGCAGGGGAUGCCCAACAUGUCCCCUAUUUCAGGACAAGGAGCAGGCCCUCCUGGACCAGGGGGACCCAACUACAAUAGACCACAUGGAAUGGUCGGACCAAACAUUCUUCCUCCAGGACCCUCUGGGGUUCCUCCAGGCAUGCAGGGACAACCUUCUAAUGGACCACCAAAAUCAUGGCCUGAAGGGCCCAUGGUGAACGCUGCUGCCCCUGCAAGUGCCCCGCAGAAGCUGAUACCUCCCCAGCCCACAGGCCGCCCCUCUCCAGCCCCACCCUCCGUUCCUCCUGCUGCCUCGCCCGUCAUGCCCCCUCAAACUCAGUCUCCUGGGCAACCGGUCCAGCCGCCACCCAUGGUGCUCCAUCAGAAACAGAACCGCAUCACGCCCAUUCAAAAACCCAGAGGUCUGGACCCUGUGGAGAUCCUUCAGGAGAGAGAGUACAGGUUACAGGCUCGUAUUGCCCAUCGUAUUCAGGAACUGGAGAACCUUCCUGGUUCUCUUGCUGGAGAUUUGAGGACCAAAGCCAACAUUGAGCUUAAGGCUCUUAGGCUCCUGAACUUUCAGAGACAGCUCCGUCAGGAAGUAGUCGUGUGUAUGCGGCGUGACACUGCCCUGGAGACAGCGCUGAAUGGCAAGGCCUACAAGCGCAGUAAGAGACAGUCGCUGCGUGAAGCUCGUAUCACUGAGAAACUUGAGAAACAGCAGAAGAUCGAGCAGGAACGCAAGCGCCGACAGAAACACCAGGAGUAUCUCAACAGCAUCCUGCAGCAUGCCAAGGACUUCAAGGAAUACCAUCGCUCCAUCACCGGAAAGAUGCAGAAAUUGACCAAAGCCGUGGCCACGUACCACGCCAACACUGAGAGAGAGCAGAAGAAAGAGAAUGAGCGUAUCGAGAAGGAGAGAAUGAGAAGACUGAUGGCUGAAGAUGAGGAGGGUUACAGGAAGCUGAUCGAUCAGAAGAAAGACAAACGUCUGGCAUUCUUACUACAGCAGACAGACGAGUAUGUGGCCAACCUCACCGACCUCGUAAGAGCCCACAAAGCUGUCCAGGCCCUCAAAGACAAGAAGAAGAAGAAGAAGAAAAAGAAGAAGAUGGCAGAGAAUGCCGAGGGCGGAGCUCCUGUUCUGGGUCCAGAUGGAGAGCCGCUGGAUGAGACCAGUCAGAUGAGUGAUCUACCUGUGAAGGUGAUUAAUGUGGACAGUGGGAAAAUCCUCACUGGAAUGGAUGCUCCUAGAGCUGGACAGCUGGAUACUUGGCUGGAGAUGAAUCCAGGGUAUGAAGUGGCCCCCCGGUCAGACAGUGAAGAUAGCGGCUCGGAGGAGGAAGAGGAGGAAGAUGAUGAGCAGCCUCCGCACAGUCAGUCCUCAACCGAGGAGAAGAAAAAGGUUCCAGAUCCAGACUGUGAGGAUGUGUCUGAGGUGGAUGCAAGACACAUCAUUGAGCAUGCCAAGCAGGAUGUUGAUGAUGAAUAUGGUAGUGCAGCUUUUGCUCGUGGAUUGCAGUCAUACUACGCUGUGGCUCACGCCGUCACAGAGAAGGUGGAUCGGCAGUCGACUCUGCUUAUAAACGGACAGCUCAAGCAAUACCAGAUAAAAGGUCUGGAGUGGCUGGUAUCUUUAUAUAACAAUAACUUGAAUGGAAUUCUGGCUGAUGAAAUGGGUUUAGGAAAAACCAUCCAGACUAUCGCACUCAUCACCUACCUCAUGGAGUACAAACGACUAAACGGACCCUUCCUCAUUAUUGUUCCGCUCUCGACUCUUUCAAACUGGGUGUACGAGUUUGAUAAGUGGGCUCCGUCUGUAGUAAAACUUGCUUACAAGGGGUCUCCUGCUGCUCGCCGCGCGUUCCUUCCCAUUUUGCGCAGUGGCAAGUUCAACGUGCUGGUCACCACUUACGAGUACAUCAUCAAAGACAAGCAAGUGCUGGCCAAGCUCCGCUGGAAGUACAUGAUAGUGGAUGAAGGGCAUCGUAUGAAGAAUCACCACUGUAAGCUGACUCAGGUGUUGAACACGCACUACCUGGCACCCCGGCGUAUCCUGCUCACUGGCACACCGCUGCAGAACAAGCUGCCUGAGCUGUGGGCUCUGCUCAACUUCCUGCUGCCCACCAUCUUUAAGAGCUGCAGCACCUUCGAACAGUGGUUCAACGCGCCGUUCGCCAUGACUGGAGAGAAGGUGGACCUGAAUGAGGAAGAGACCAUUCUGAUCAUUCGUCGUCUGCACAAAGUGCUCCGUCCCUUCCUGCUCAGGAGACUCAAGAAGGAAGUGGAGUCCCAACUGCCCGAGAAGGUGGAAUACGUGAUUAAGUGUGACAUGUCAGCGCUACAGAGAGUUCUGUACAGACAUAUGCAGGCUAAAGGAGUGCUGCUCACUGACGGAUCUGAGAAAGACAAGAAGGGUAAAGGAGGCACGAAGACUCUGAUGAACACUAUUAUGCAGUUGAGGAAGAUCUGUAACCACCCUUACAUGUUCCAACACAUUGAGGAAUCAUUCUCUGAGCACUUGGGCUUCACUGGAGGGAUUGUUCAGGGACUUGAUUUGUACCGCGCCUCUGGUAAGUUUGAGCUGCUGGAUCGUAUCCUGCCGAAGCUUCGCGCCACCAACCACAAAGUGCUGCUCUUCUGUCAGAUGACCUCUCUCAUGACCAUUAUGGAGGACUACUUCGCCUACCGCAGCUUCAAAUACCUGCGCUUGGACGGAACCACUAAGGCUGAAGAUCGUGGUAUGUUGCUGAAGAACUUCAAUGACCCAUCGUAUCAGUACUUCAUCUUCCUGUUGAGUACCAGAGCUGGAGGUCUGGGGCUGAACCUGCAGUCUGCAGACACUGUUAUCAUCUUUGACAGUGACUGGAACCCUCACCAGGACCUGCAGGCCCAGGAUCGAGCUCAUCGUAUCGGGCAGCAGAACGAGGUGCGUGUACUGCGUCUGUGUACUGUGAACAGCGUAGAAGAGAAGAUCCUGGCCGCUGCCAAAUACAAGCUGAACGUGGACCAGAAGGUCAUUCAAGCUGGUAUGUUUGAUCAGAAAUCUUCCGGCCACGAACGCAGAGCUUUCCUGCAAGCCAUCCUGGAGCACGAAGAGCAGGAUGAGGAGGAAGAUGAGGUACCUGAUGAUGAGACCGUUAACCAGAUGAUCGCCAGAAGUGAGGAAGAGUUCGAUCACUUCAUGCGUAUGGAUCUCGACCGUCGUCGUGAAGAAGCUCGUAACCCGAAGCGCAAACCCCGUUUGAUGGAAGAGGAUGAGCUGCCUACCUGGAUCAUGAAGGAUGAUGCAGAAGUGGAGAGACUCACCUGUGAGGAAGAGGAGGAGAAGAUGUUUGGCCGCGGCUCCCGUCAGAGAAAGGAGGUGGACUACAGCGACUCUCUCACCGAGAAACAGUGGCUCAAGGCCAUCGAGGAAGGCACUCUCGACGAAAUUGAAGAGGAGGUGCGCCACAAGAAGACAACCCGGAAGAGGAAGCGGGACCGUGAUAUUGACCUUCCAGGUCCGGCCAUGCCUAGCUCCAGUGGGCGGAGCAGAGAUAAAGACGAUGACUGUAAGAAGCAGAAGAAACGUGGCCGUCCUCCUGCCGAGAAACUUUCCCCCAACCCUCCCACGCUCACCAAGAAGAUGAAAAAGAUUGUGGACACCGUAAUCAAGUACAAGGAUGGCAAUGGAAGACAGCUCAGUGAAGUGUUUAUUCAACUGCCUUCUCGUAAAGAGCUUCCUGAAUAUUAUGAACUGAUUCGCAAACCUGUGGACUUCAGGAAGAUCAAGGAGCGCAUCAAGAGUCAUAAGUACCGCAGUCUGAAUGACCUGGAGAAGGACAUCAUGCUGCUCUGCUCGAACGCUCAGACCUUUAACUUGGAAGGAUCACUGAUCUAUGAGGACUCUAUCGUGCUGCAGUCCGUGUUUACCAGCGUGCGGCAGAAGAUCGAGAAAGAGGAAGAAAGUGAGGGAGAGGAGAGUGAAGAGGAGGAGGAAGAUGCUGAUGAAGGAUCGGAGUCUGAAUCUCGUUCAGUGAAGGUGAAGAUCAAGUUGAGUCGCAAGGAAAAGAUGGAGAGAGGAAAGGGAAGACGGCGAACCGGACGGAGCUCACGGCCCAAACCUGUUGUUAGCGAUGAUGACAGCGACGACGAACAGGACGAGGAGCGUUCCGGUAGCGGCAGCGAUGAAGACUGAAGCUACUACAGGACCAAUCACUUCACUCGCUCACUGAUGCUGUAGAUACGUGAUGCCACAUCAGACUUACCAGAGCAACCCACAGGCCUAGUUUUACUGUAGAUGACCUUUUGAGAGAGAGGAAAUGUAUACGAAAUGAUUAAAUGAGAAUUACAGAAAAAAAUCAUCCACUCGCAUAUUUAAGCAGGUUAUCUCCAUUUAUGUAUAGUAUGAAAUUAUUGAGCGUUUUGUUUUAUUUUUUUUUUAUUAUUAUUUAGUUUUUUUCAUAAUUGUUUUUAUUUUUCUCUAGAAAGUGAUGUAAAAUGGACCGAUAUCUGACAAACUGACAGACAGUGGACCAGUAAGAAUGGACUUUAAGUUUUAAUGUCCUCAUUGUUUUUAACAGUGUGAAAGUCACCCCAUCCCAGACCCCAGAAUGGAUGUUGUUUGUGGAAAAUGAAGCCAGUUCGUUCCCCUGCCAUUUUCUUUUUCUCUUUCUGUUUAAAUUAAGAUUACAGGUGGGAUUAAGGUACUUCCUCCUAAUAGAUGUCCUAUCGGGAGAAAUGGGGGAGAAUAGGGUGUAGGAUUCUGUACUGUGUCAGUGUCACUGGAUUUCCAAAAUGCACAAUAAAGGCC
Messenger RNA from Xyrauchen texanus (razorback sucker), 5675 nucleotides. Its product is annotated as transcription activator BRG1-like. The transcript has 34 exons. Gene Ontology annotation, cellular component: nucleus. Bases 195 to 5060 code for a protein of 1621 amino acids. Lineage: Eukaryota; Metazoa; Chordata; Actinopteri; Cypriniformes; Catostomidae. Gene Ontology annotation, biological process: positive regulation of transcription by RNA polymerase II. The record is from RefSeq and is a predicted model, not a curated record. Gene Ontology annotation, molecular function: histone binding; ATP-dependent chromatin remodeler activity; transcription factor binding.